Messenger RNA from Scatophagus argus, 2192 nucleotides. It is a transcript of the gene dpt, whose product is annotated as dermatopontin. The coding region runs from base 200 to 775 and encodes 191 amino acids. Gene Ontology annotation, biological process: collagen fibril organization. NCBI's taxonomy places the organism in Eukaryota, Metazoa, Chordata, Actinopteri, Scatophagidae. Gene Ontology annotation, molecular function: extracellular matrix structural constituent. The record is from RefSeq and is a predicted model, not a curated record. The transcript has 4 exons. Gene Ontology annotation, cellular component: extracellular matrix.
ACCUUUAUCUGUGGUGAGACUUUGUUAAUGCUCUGUCUCAGAGUCUACCUUAAAAUGUCAAGUGAGGUCCACUUUUGGAUUUGUCCCGAGAGCAGCAAAUUACACAUCACUCCUGGAUACAAAACAUCUGGACAACAAAAGACCUGGAGAAGUUUAAACUGAGGCAGCUGUGAGGAAGCACGGCACUGAUUUCUUCAGCAUGAAUCCUGCUCUGGUGGUGUUGGCGCUCUCUUUGCUGCCAACUGUAGCAGCUCAGUCUCACGACCAUCAUGACAUGGCCUGGGUCAACGGCUACCGUCAGAGCUUCAACUUCCAGUGUCCCCACGGAGAGGUCAUCGUGGCCAUCAGGAGCUACUACAGCGAACAGGAUGGCUCGGACCGCUUGUGGUCGUUUGAGUGCCAGCCUACACCUGAGGGUCUGGGGGAGCCCAGUGACUGCUGGUGGGAUGAUAUCAGUCGUGCUGGAAUGGAGUGGACUUCAACAUGUACUCGCAACGGCCUGGUAGCAGGUGUACAAAGCAAGUACUUUGAAUCUGUUCUCGACCGGGAAUGGCAGUUCUACUGCUGCUAUUACAAGCGCCGCUGUCCCUACUCCUGCAUGAAGACCAAUGACAUUCCUGAAUACUACAGGGAAGAAGGAGAGCUGGUGGUUCCUAGUUAUGGCUACUUCAUCCGAGGUGCUCAGACCACCUUCACUGGAGUGCUGAGAGACCGGCAGUGGAAGUACAUCCUGUGCAGAAUGACAGACUUUGACUGUGACUUUGAAAAUUUAUAGAUUGAGAGCAGCAUUUUCUCCCAUUCUUCAUAAACAGUUUUAACUAAAAAUACAUAUUUACUCUUGCUCUUACAAGCUGACUUUAUGCAUAACUGAUGACUUGUGUUUUUAUUCAUGUAUUUACUUUUUAUGACUGGAUCAACCACAGACAUGACAUAUAUGCCUGAAUGAUCACUUUUUAGUCUAGCAUGGAAAAUGAUUGCUCAUAUAAAGAUGGAUAUCAGCACAGAGGGUAUGCAGGGGAUUUGGGCUCCAACAGACACUUAAGUGUUUUCAUUUAGUUACAGGAGGAACUGGAAGUCUCUUGGCAGCAUGUGAAAGUGAUUUUCCAAUGCUGCGGUAGUCAUGGUGGUGGAAAACACAGCGUAGGGCUCUGCUCCAGGGUCUUUUAUUUGAGGUCACGUGACAGUGAUGGCCAAGCAAAAUGGUUCACACCAUUUUCAGGGUCAUAAAUGAGCUGCAGGGCGUAGCUGAUUGGGAUACUUUUUUGGAAGCAAUGCUCGGAACAACACGAGUAUGUGUUGGAAAUAAUGAAAAAGGGCUUUCAGAUUUGCCUGCCAUGAAAAGUGACUCACCUGCUUUCAAUUGACUUCACAUCCCUCCUUUAUUAAAGUGUCUUGUUCAGUUUGGCAAUAACAGCUAUAGAGUACUGUUCUGCAGUUAAAACCAUCAUCUUCUUUUGAUUACUCUAUAAAAUCAUUUAUUUCUUGUAAAGGUAAGGUUUAUUCAGUCAUUUGACACGGUACCAAAAAUCUGUUUACAUGCUGAAAUAAAAGAACAUCAAAUAGCAGAGUCUAUGCUGUUAAAUAUGAUCUUAACUGAAAUCUUAUUAGCUUCAAACGUACUCAUUAAAAUAGAAUAAAAUAGUUUAGGGAAAGGUUGUGGAAGAUGAUAAUCUAGCUUUGUGAGAGCAUAAGCAUUUGAAAAGCGUAGAGUAGGUGGACUCAGCCAUGAUAUGAGCAGCUCCUCUGGGCUUAACUUGGUUGAAGGUAAACUCCGCCCCACUUUAUGUUCUCACGACAUGCCUCUGGAAAAGUCUGACUAGAUCUGCCACCCAUAUAGUAUAAAAACUUUUCAUGCUUCAUUUUUACGCCACUACGAAUGAGACGCCUUUCAAAGUCAGCAGUGCUGAAGAAGAUCAUGUAAUAUGGCCGAGGAUUCCGGAAAAGCUCUUAACUUUUUGAUGUGGGAUUGUUUUUCAGUCAUGUUAACUGUUUUCUUACCACUGACCCAAAUAAAGAUUUUCUCCUGUAUGGCUGAGAAACAAAAUAUUCUCCAGCUUUCCUAUUUCUUUCGCCAACUUAAUGUUCCUGUAAUUUCUCUAAAUAUAAAUGUGUUUUUGUCCAAUACAUAUAAUAACGUGAAUGUGAAGGCAGCAAUAACUGAACAAAUGAAAAAAUAAAGUACCUUGCAGCCA